AAACAACUAUUUUUAGGUUAUUUUCUGUGGUGAUUACAAUUUUAAAGGGUGUAUUGGGCUGUAUUCUAUUCAGUGAUAACAGAAAAAAACUUUCUACAAUAAAAAACAUUGGGGGCCGCUUUGUAUUCUCCUCUUUGCUGUAAUCUGUAAUGUCCUUUUUUGUUUCAACCUAACGAAAUGGUCGUUUUGUGAGGUUCUUCGAGAUUGUUAUCGUGUAUUAUGAAAAGUUUGAAAAAACGACAUCAUGCGCUUAGUUAAACAAAGAAUAACAAAACUGAUUAAGUCCUCAAAAUUAGGGAGCGGAGUAUUAAACCGACCUUUUACUGUCGGCGUUGAAGGAAAUAUUGGUAGCGGAAAAACUACAUUUUUAGAGCAUUUCAAAAACCACGAAGAUGUUCAUAUUAGCGCUGAACCUGUCGAUCGUUGGAGGAAUCUCAAUGGCCAUAAUUUACUAGGUUUGCUGUAUCAGGAUCCCCAGAAAUGGAGUUUCACGUUUCAGUCAUAUGUUCAAUUGACUAUGUUACAAAAUCAUUUAAAUAAAAUUGAGAAACCAGUAAAUCUAAUGGAGCGUUCGAUAUUUAGUGCUCGUUAUUGUUUUGUGGAAAAACUUAGUCGGGAUGGUAUACUCUCUCCACCAUCUGUAGCUGUUAUUGACUCCUGGUUUCAUUGGAUUACAACCAAAAUGAACGUUGAUGUUGACCUAAUAGUUUAUUUAAGAACAUCUCCAGAAGUAGUUUAUCAGAGGAUUUUAAAAAGAAACCGGCCAGAAGAAAUUUCUAUAUCGUUAGAUUAUAUCAAAUCAUUGCAUGAAUUGCACGAAGACUGGUUAUAUCAUAAGAGAUUACACAAAUGUCCAGCUCCUGUUUUAAUUGUUGAUGCAGACUUGGAUAAAACUAAGAUUAAAAAAGAGUAUCAGAGGUGGGAACCAAAUAUUUUGAAUAAAAAAUUUGGUGCUCAUAUUUAAUAAUCCAAAAUAUUCUUAUAAAAAAGCAUUUACAUUUUGAAAUAAAAUAGCAUUUACACAAAGAUUUACACUGAUCUGUGAAGUAUAAUAUACUACAUGUAAAUAAUAUAGAUAUAGUCUGUCCAACGAGAGGACCCAUGAUAUAGUGACAGUUGUCUCUCAUUUAAAUUUACAGAUAAGUGUAUUUUAUAUAAUUUUUUGGAUGUUGUCUGUUGAAAUCUUCCUCUUUGGACAAACUGUACCUAAGCAUAGAUCAAUGACUUGACUUUCCUAAUGAUUUAAAACAGAAAAACUAGAUUUAAAAUAUAAAUAAUCUUAUAUUUUACAUCUAUUAUUUAUAUUGUUUAAAUUAUAUAUAUUCAUAUUGUUAUUUAAAGCUGUCACGUUAGAAAUUGACAGGUGUCAGAAUUUUUCAAAUAAAUUAAUU
This is a messenger RNA of Sitophilus oryzae (rice weevil), 1391 nucleotides long. Its product is annotated as deoxynucleoside kinase-like. Bases 245 to 964 code for a protein of 239 amino acids. NCBI's taxonomy places the organism in Eukaryota, Metazoa, Arthropoda, Insecta, Coleoptera, Curculionidae. The transcript has 2 exons. Gene Ontology annotation, molecular function: ATP binding; deoxynucleoside kinase activity. The record is from RefSeq and is a predicted model, not a curated record. Gene Ontology annotation, cellular component: mitochondrion; cytoplasm. Gene Ontology annotation, biological process: nucleobase-containing compound metabolic process.